CCCCGCCCGCACGGCGGCUCUCGUUCCACCUGCACGUCUCUUGCUUCUGCUGCACACUCUCUGCUUGCAAUGUCGCCUGAGUUCCGCGCCUUCCUUGCGCUUGGCAGCCGCACUCCAGCAUACUCUGGUGUGUUUGGGCGAGGCCCUGGGCGAAGCCCUGGGCGAAGCGUCGUCGUCGUCCAUUGCGCUGCAGAUCUGGGCAAUGGUGUCGAGCACGUCCUGCGGAACAGGGGCGGGCGGCAUGGUGAUGGUGGUAGGGCAGAGGGCACCAGCGUUGGUGUGCGCCGAAUGGCGCCCCUGACUUGGCGCAGCGCGUGCUUAAGGUCAUUGGGGCGGCAACCCCCUAUGGCCUCCAGCCCCUCUUCCUUUUCCCCUGCUCAGGCGUGCCGUCGCUCUCUCUCUCUCUCUCCGCCCACACACCUCUCACGUCCCUCCUCAUCACGAUGUCACCCGAGUAUCAGGCCUUCCUUGCGCUUGGGGCGUACUCCUGCAUACAGUGCCAACUUCGAGAUCACCGACACGGGCGCGCGCUUCCGUCAUGAUCCUACCAAGUUCAACUUCGACGAGGUACUCCUCCGCGAUCCAGCUCUCUACGAAGCGGCUUUCGAGUCCUUCAUGCAGGCGAACCCGGCCUGGCGUGCAGCAAUCAGCAAGGCGCGGGGCCCGCUCUCCAACGAGGCCAUCGAAGAGCUGAUUGCUGAAGGGUGCUCCAGCAACAACGGCUGCAUCUACAUUGUCAAGGCAGAGAAGGUCGACGAGACAAGCCAGGCGCACUGUGUGGAGCGACGUUUCUACGUCGGCAUGACACGCAACACUGAGCUUCGAGAGGAGGUGCACCUCACGGUGUCGAGUUGCCGUUACGUCAACGCAGCAGCGGCGGAAGGCUUCGACAUCUCCUUCCACCCCGUCAUCUCCGCUGCGGAUGCCGCCAGCUUGGGCGAGUGGGAGGAAAGAGCCCGACUCUACUACCCUGCCAUCGCAGACGAGCCGGUAAAGCUCAGAGAGUGGGCACAGCGCGCCGAGCUGUACUUCAGCGAGCACGUGGCCAACAUCCUCACCGGGGCCACACUGGCGCCGCGUGGCAUGAACAGGCGCUGCGUUGACAACAAUUCUGGUCGCAUGAGCUUCGGGCCCGCAGAGGAACGCUUGGUUGUUGUCGUCUAUACGUGCGCGUGGUACCUUCUGCGCGCGACCGGCAUCGAGACGUAUGCGCCUAUCAAAGCACACUUUCCUCUUCUCCACAAUGACUUUAUCAGGUCAAUCGCACGUCGGACAAGGUAUCGGGGCUACACUCUGAAGUACGCCUCGCCGGAUGACGCC
This is a messenger RNA of Tilletiopsis washingtonensis, 1320 nucleotides long. RefSeq lists its product as hypothetical. The annotation marks the transcript as partial. The record is from RefSeq and is a predicted model, not a curated record. NCBI's taxonomy places the organism in Eukaryota, Fungi, Basidiomycota, Exobasidiomycetes, Entylomatales. The transcript is spliced from 4 exons.